Messenger RNA from Funneliformis geosporum, 2004 nucleotides. NCBI's taxonomy places the organism in Eukaryota, Fungi, Glomeromycota, Glomeromycetes, Glomerales, Glomeraceae. The record is from the annotation of a GenBank genome assembly.
AUGAGCCUUUGUACUUUAGAUGGAUUUGACCAAUCAAAUUCUAGGUACUUUUACACUAGAUGUUCUAGAUGUGAUAAUGAGAUAUUUCAUCAACCUUUCCUUUUUUUCUACGGAAUUUCAACAAAAUUGGUCAUGAUUUUUCGGCGUUCACCUAAAAUAAAUGGCCGUAACGUUCUUUCGGCGCUCCGAUUUCGAGCAAGAGUUUUGUCAUAUAAAACACCUCUUUUACAUAAAAUUUCAUACCAAGCCGGUCUUAAGCAACCACUUGGUUCAUAUAAAAGUUUUUUAACCGCCUCUUCUCGAAGCUAUGCGUCGGUCACAAAUCAAGAAGUCGAUCCUCGUCUUACUGUAGAGCGUUUUAUUGACGAGACUGACGUCGUUAUAGUUGGUGCUGGUCCAUCAGGAUUAUCAGCCGCAAUUCGCUUAAAACAAUUGGCAAAUGCAGAAGGAAAAGAAGUUAGAGUAGUAGUUAUUGAAAAAGCUAGUGAACUCGGUGCUCAUACUGUUUCCGGUGCAGUUAUUGAGCCUAGAGCAUUAAAUGAACUUCUACCUGAUUGGAAAGAACGAGGGGCACCAUUAAAUCAACCAGUACUUAAAGACGAAAUGAGAUUUUUCACAGAAAAGUUGUCCAUUCCUCUUUUUCCUCUCCCAUCAUUGAUGAAGAAUAAAGGCAAUUAUAUCGUUAGCUUGAACAAUUAUGUAAAAUGGCUAGGUGAACAGGCUGAAGAAGUUGGAGUAGAAGUUUAUUCGGGGUUUUCUGCAAGUGAGGUUUUAUAUAAUGAGGAUGGUAGUGUGCGUGGCAUUGCCACAAAUGAUAUGGGUCUUGAUAAAGACUUUAAACCGAAAGAAAAUUUUGAACGUGGUAUGGAAUUUCAGGCCAAAAUCACUCUAUUCGCUGAAGGUUGUCAUGGGUCUCUUACUAAAACCUUGAUGAGAAAAUUUAACCUUCGUGAGGGUAGACAACAACAAACUUAUGCAAUUGGAAUUAAGGAAGUUUGGGAAAUCGAUCCUGCAAAGCAUAUUCCAGGUUACUGCUUACACGCAACAGGAUGGCCCCUUGACUAUAAAACCUACGGCGGAGGAUUCAUGUAUCAUAUGGAAAAUAAUAUAGUGCAAUUAGGUUUCAUAAUUGCUUUGGACUAUCAAAACACUUAUUUGCAUCCAUACAAGGAAUUUCAAAGAUAUAAAUCUCAUCCAUCUAUCAGGAAACAUCUUGAAGGUGGAAAGGUUAUAUCUUAUGGAGCAAGAGCUUUAAAUGAGGGUGGAUAUCAGUCAAUUCCCAAAUUAGUUUUCCCUGGAGGUGCUCUUAUUGGUUGUACUGCCGGAUUUUUAAAUCUUCCUAAAAUAAAAGGGACGCACAAUGCAAUGAAAUCCGGGAUGCUUGCUGCUGAAGCUGCGUAUGACGCCAUAACAUCUGAAUCAUCAUCCGGUCCUAUUACACUCACUGCCUAUGAAGAAUCAAUUCAAAAUUCAUGGGUAUACAAAGAAUUGUAUGAUGUGAGAAAUAUUAGACCUUCAAUGAAUUCACCUCUUGGAGUAUACGGAUUUAUCUUAUAUUCUGGUAUGGAUAUGUUAUUUUUGAAAGGAAGAACUCCAUGGACAUUUAAACACCAUCAUCCAGAUCAUUCCUCGUUAAAACCAGCCAAAGAAUGUAAACCAAUAGAAUAUCCUAAACCUGACGGCGUUAUAACGUUCGAUCUGCUUGAGAGUGUUUCUCGAAGUGGAACAACCCAUACAGAGAAUCAACCUGUGCAUUUACGUGUUCGAGAUAAAAAGUUGCCUGUUGAUGUCAAUUUGAAAAUUUAUGAUGGGCCUGAAGGAAGAUUUUGUCCAGCUGGUGUGUAUGAAUUUGUUGAUGACGAAAAUAAUCCAAACGAAAAACGAUUACAAAUUAAUUCACAAAACUGUGUACAUUGUAAAACCUGUGAUAUCAAGGAUGUAUCACAGAAUAUUGAUUGGGUAACACCUGAAGGUGGAAAUGGGCCAAAAUAUGUUUUGACUUAA